AUGGAAAACUACACCCUGAACAGUUUCACCCUCCAGAUGGAGGGAUUGAAGGUGACUGAGGUUUCUGUUUACCCUGUCUUUUUCUUUUUCCUCCUCUUCUAUCUCAUUAUCAUGACGGUCAACAUUGGCAUAGUAGUCCUGGUUUUCAUUGACAAAAGCCUUCAUCAGCCCAUGUACCUUCUCUUCUGCAACCUGCCUGUUAAUGACCUUAUUGGGAAUUCUAUCAUGGUUCCCCGUCUGCUGGUAGAUAUCCUGCAGCCUCCGUCUGAGCGUCUCAUCAGUUAUUAUGAGUGUGUGGUUCAAGCUUUCAGUACACACAUGUUCGGCACCACGUCCCACACUGUCCUCAUGAUCAUGGCUUUUGAUCGAUACGUGGCCAUCUGCAAUCCUCUGCGCUACGGAGCCAUAAUGACCAACAGGAUGGUGGUGAAGCUGACGGUGUCUGCCUGGGGAGUCGCCUUCCUUCUGGUCGGGGUUCUGCUUGGUCUGACCCUCCGACUGAACCGAUGCAGGACUCUGAUCACUAAUCCGUUCUGUGACAACGCCUCUCUGUUCAAACUCUCCUGUGAGAGUGUGGUCAUCAACAACAUCUAUGGCCUCACUUUCACCGUGUUUCUGUUCUCAGCUUCUAUCGGCAGCAUGGUUAUCACCUACACUAAGAUCACAGUAGUGUGUCUGACCAGCAGGAACAAGUCUCUGAACAGUAAAGCCUUGAAGACCUGCAGCACUCAUCUGGUCUUGUAUCUGAUAAUGUUGCUCACUGGAUUUAUUGUCAUCACUCUGCAUCGUUUCCCUCAGUACUCAGACUACAGGAAACUGUGCGCCAUUUUGUUUCACAUCAUCCCCGGCAGCCUCAACCCCAUCAUCUACGGAGUUCAGUCAAAAGAGAUUCGAAACUACUUGUCAAAGUUGUUCCAGUCCAAAAAGGCUGUGUCACCUCUUUAAUGGAAACAAAGUUUUCCCAUUGAUUUGAUGAGAAAUGUGCUGUUCUUUGUUUUAAAUUCACACAUUGUUUCAUUAACCUGUUACUGGUCCAGAUGUGCUCAGAGACAUUUCUAACCUUCAACUGCCCUGUUGAUUAUGAGAGUGUUAGGGUCACCCAUAAGAAAAAAUGGGCCACCGGCUUAGGAAAAAAUCUAAAUUCAUUGUUGAGAAAAAAGUAGACCUUCAAACCGGCAGCUCCGUAUGCGUAUGGUACCGCGAUACUCCGUGGAAGAGUAUUGGGCCUUAAAUAAUAAUUAAUAGUAAGAAUUUAAACUUGCAUUGUGAUUCAUUUUUCAGUUAUAUUGCUGAUAUAUUAUGUUGGACUGUUGCAUGUCAACAGUUGCCUAGAUAUGGUCA
Mugil cephalus (flathead mullet) is the source of this 1341-nucleotide messenger RNA. RefSeq names its product olfactory receptor 52N5. Gene Ontology annotation, cellular component: membrane. The transcript has a single exon. The coding region runs from base 1 to 945 and encodes 314 amino acids. The record is from RefSeq and is a predicted model, not a curated record. Lineage: Eukaryota; Metazoa; Chordata; Actinopteri; Mugiliformes; Mugilidae. Gene Ontology annotation, molecular function: G protein-coupled receptor activity; olfactory receptor activity. Gene Ontology annotation, biological process: G protein-coupled receptor signaling pathway.